Molecule: messenger RNA, 4819 nt
Organism: Brienomyrus brachyistius
Lineage: Eukaryota; Metazoa; Chordata; Actinopteri; Osteoglossiformes; Mormyridae
Product: importin-13-like
Exons: 21
Coding region: 725-3595 (956 amino acids)
Biological process (GO): protein import into nucleus
Cellular component (GO): nuclear membrane; cytoplasm
Molecular function (GO): small GTPase binding
Source: RefSeq, a predicted model, not a curated record
UACUCUCAAUAGUAUUGAUCGUUAUGUAACCUGAAAACUGAAUGAAAAUAGAGUGUUGUACUAGAAUUAAGUGUUUUUGUCUCCUGUUACACUCACGACCUGUUGUCUCAUUAACAGAAGGAAGUUUUAAAUGAUUAAGCUCAUUUUGUUAAAGGCAGAUGUAACGAUUUCAGUAAAGGACCCCUGCAGACAAGGACUGCCUACCAUGGUCGAGUCCCGGGGCGCAACUGAACUGUCAAAAUAUCGGCUGGGGAACAUAGAUUUUAAGAGCUUUCAAAACUCACAUUGGUGGCAUUUCAACCAGUGGUUUUAAUAGAAAAUAGUCCCAGUCAUGUUAUUUAACGUACCCGUACGUCGUCAUGUAUAACAUUUUAUUUUUCAUAUAUUAUCAACAAUUAGGCUGUAUCGGACUGGUCCGGCGGUCAUCGGACAAGCGGAAUAGAUGCGUGUAUACAAGGCUGCACUGAUAUUUCAGGGUGGGCGUAGAGGGUGCUUCCACUAAACAGAAGAGUUAUCUACUACCCUAGUGUGGAGUAAGCCAAAUUUUUUUUUCUUUUUUGUUGAUAAGUGGCAAAUUAGAUUUUGUAAGCACGCCUCACUAAACGUUCAGUGUUUGAUGUCUGCAAUUUUAAAGGGAUAAGUCAGUUGUACUUGGCAUAUCGCGACAUUUAGGUGCAGUAAGUAUAAGUGGUACGACUGUCUAUCCCAAAAAACUUGCCCGAGCAUGGAGACCACGGAGAGGACAGCGGAGACACCGGACCCGCUGGAUUUCAGCGUGGAGAACGUGGAGAAGGCUCUCCAUCAGCUGUACUAUGACCCGGACAUUGACAACAAGAAUGUGGCGCAGAAGUGGCUCAUGAAGGCCCAGGUGUCUCCCCAAGCCUGGCAGUUCUGUUGGGCUCUGCUCAGCUCAGAAAAGGUCCCAGAGAUCCAGUACUUUGGGGCCAGUGCCCUCCACACCAAGAUCUCCUGUUACUGGGCUGACAUCCCUGCAGAGCAGUAUGAGAGUCUCAAAACGCAGCUGUACUGCCACAUCGCCCGCUUCACUUCUGGUUCCAAGAUGGUCUUCACACGCCUCUGUGUGGCCCUGGCCUCCCUCGCCCUCAACCUCAUGCCCGAGACAUGGCCGGCCGCCGUGACGGCGAUGGUGGGUGCGUUCCAGCGGGAUGCAGGGGAGACGGCCGGCCCGGCACUGCUGGAGAUCCUCACCGUGCUCCCGGAGGAGUUCCAGACCAGCCGGCUGCCUCAGGCCCGUCGUGUCCGCGUUCGGGAAGCCCUGACUGGGGAGUGGGCCGCCGUUUGUCCCCUGCUUCGCCGCGUCCUGCAGCAAGACGACUCAUCCUGCCAGGUGAAGGCAUGUGCACUCAAGUGCCUCUCCAGCUGGGUGACACUCGAGGUUCCACUGAGCGAGAUCCAGGGCCUUUUAGAGGACAGCUUCGCCAUGCUGGCCGACCCAGAGCUCUUUGACGCUGCCGUGGAGGCCAUCGUUAACACCAUCUCCCAGCCAGAUUCUCAGAGGUAUGUCAGUUCGCUGCUGAAGCUGGUGCCCCAGGUGCUGCAGUUGCAAGGUCAGCUGAGGGAGGCAGCAGAGAGUGGGGACAUGGAGACCUCCCAUGGAAUCUGCCGCAUCGCUGUGGCCCUUGCGGAGACCCACUCCAGGGUUCUGCUGGAUCAGGUAGAGAACUGGCAGGGGUUCCUGGCCCUGGUGAACAUGGUCAUGUUCUGCACUGGCAUUGCUGGGCACUACCCUGUGAAUGAGACCACCAGCUCCCUGACGCUAACCUUCUGGUACACCCUACAGGAUGACAUCAUGUCAUUUGAUGCUGAGAGGCAGGCUGCCUACAUGCAGAUCUACAGGCCUGUGUACUUCCAGCUGGUGGAUGUUCUGCUGCAUAAGGCCCAGUUCCCUGCAGAUGAGGAGUACGCAACCUGGUCCCCUGAUGAGAAGGAGCAGUUCAGGAUCUACAGGGUGGACAUCUCCGACACCCUGAUGUACGUGUACGAGAUGCUGGGCACUCAGGUCCUUAGCAACCUGUAUGAUAAGCUGGGGAGGCUGCUGACGGAGCCGGAGAGGACGGCACCCUGGCAGCAUACAGAAGCCAUUCUGUAUGGCUUCCAGUCCAUCGCUGAGACAACAGAUGUCAACUACUCAGACGUCAUCCCUGGGCUCAUCGGGCUCAUUCCCCGAAUCAGCAUCCGGAACACGCAACUGGCCGAAACGGUCAUGUUCACCAUAGGCGCUCUGGCUGAGUGGCUGGCUGACCACCCUGUCAUGCUGGGUGCUGUGCUCCCCAUGGUCCUUCAGGCCCUGGGGAACCCUGAGCUCUCGGUAUCCAGUGUCUCCACACUGAAAAAAAUCUGUAGGGAGUGCAAACAAGACCUGCUGCCAUUUGCCGGUGACAUCAUCGCGGUGUCGCAGGAAGUGCUCAUAAAGCAAAUCCAUAAGUCUAGCCAGUGCAUGUGGCUGAUGCAGGCCCUGGGCUUCCUGCUGUCAGCCCUCCCAGUGGAGGAGAUCCUGGAGAACUUGCUGUCCCUCAUCACUCCCUACAUCCAGCAACUGGAGAAGCUGGCAGAGGAGGUGCCUAACCCCUCUAGCAAGGUGGCCAUCAUCCACAAUCUUGGCAUUUUGUCCAGCCUCUUCACCACACUGGAUAUCAAGAAACAGGGGGAGACAACUGGGGAAGGCUCUCCCCCUGGCGAGGCAGCCCCUGCCCAGCUGGGCGCCAACCCUGUGGUGGUAGUGCUACAGCAUGUCUUUACCCUGAUCCAAACCAUGCUGAGCAAGUGGCUGAACAACCCUCAAGUGGUAGAAGCUGUGUGUGCCGUCUUUGAGAAGUCCAUGAAGACUCUCCUCAAUGACUUUGGUCCCAUAGUGUCCCAAUUGAGCAAGAUGUUGGGCCAGGUGUAUGGUACCGUCCCCCAAGCCUCUGUGCUUAAUCUUAUAAGCCUGAUGAUUCACAGUUUUGCCAACGAGGAGGAACAUUACCCAGGGAUCAAAGCUGUUUUUGAACUGGUCACCUCUGUCACCCAUUCCAUCUUUCAGCAAGGGCCCAGGAAUCAUCCUGAUAUUGUUGAUUCGUUUAUGCAGCUCCAGGCUCAGGCGCUCAGGCGGAAGGCGGACCUUUUUCUGUCUGAAAAUGUUGAUGUGAAAGCUGUUUUCCGCUGCGGGGUGAUAUCUUUGGAGUUUCCGGAGGCUCCGACUGUGAAGUCUACGUGUCUGUUUUUUGUGGAGCUGCUUCCUCACUGUGGCGACACCCCACCAAUAGGCCAGGUGGUGCGGGAGGAUGGUGAACUGCUGCUGAAGGCUGUGCUCAAGGGCAUCGGAGGGUGGUCUCCGCGUGGUCUGAUGGAGCAUUUCGGGGAGGUGCUAUUCUCCCUGAACAAGCACUGUGCCGCCCUGCUGGAGGUGUGGCUGAAAGUGAACUUGCAGCUGCAGGACUUCCCAUCACCUCGUGUCUCGGCUGAACAGAAGAAGACCUUCGCAGAGCAGAUACUCAGGGUGCAAUCAAACAAAUGGCAGCUGAAGGAGACGGUGAAGGAAUUUGGCCUUCUCUGUCGAGGUCUGCACGGCACCGAGUACGCCGCUGAAUACUGACUCCAGAGCUCUUCUGCACGUACUGUACGAAAAUCUUAGGCGGUCUGAGAAAAUGAUGUAUAAAUGAUCUUCUUCUUGGUGUAAAACUGAAAUUUUGUAUGUCAAAGUGUGUCAGCUUAGCCAUUCCGAAAACCUCCCCUGAAGUCACCCCAUAAUUUCCAGCAACUAUACAAUACACGCAUGUAUUAUUUGACUGGACCACUAGCACACCUCGUACAGCUAUCAAUAUCUCAUUGACUUUUUUUUUUUAACAAAUUAAGUUAAUUGAGUGAGCUGGUGGUGAAAUUUAACAAAUACAUGGAAUGGCUGGGGUCCCCCUCAGGGGAGGUUUGGGAACUGAAGCUGUGUUCAUGUAGCCAUCCAGCAAGAUGUCGGUGACUUUCUGGAGCACAGAAGAAAUUCCUGUCAGUUUUCAUUGUGUUACGCAUAUGUCCCAAUGUUAAAUUGUGUUUUUGUUCUGAGCACAUGUACACAUACCACCCAGAUAAGUAGCUUUAAACAUUUCCUUUGACUGCCUAAGACUUUUGCACCGAGAGGGUCCCGCCAAAGUCGUCAUCCGCCGACCUGAGUUUCGUAACUUCUGUAAUCUGCCAACUUGGACCUCCUGCCUUGGCCCUCAAACACAGGACUAUUCAAGCUUCAGCUGCUACUGGUGUCCCAGAGGGCAGGGGAAUCCCAGCAGUGUGAUCUCACUUUCCAGCAUCGACCCUGGGUGGUCAGGAUACCUGAGAGAAAGGGCAAUCCCCUCCCCCCCCCCCGAUAUUUGAUUACUUAAUGUUCUGAGGUCCAUGCGUAUUUAAUAUCACACUCCAUUUUCCUUCCCCUCUACGAAAGCGACUCCCUCCCUUUUAUACCCCAGCUGAAUGCACACCAUCCGUCCAGGAUCCGGGCGAAUGGAGUCUGUCCCAGGAAACACAGGGAAAGUGGAAUUCUAGUUUUGACCAUGCAGGUAAAUGCCUGCCUAGUUAAAAGGAGAAAUGGGAUUUUAAUGUUAAAUCUGCAAUAUCAUAUAUUUUUUGCGUUUUCAAGAAUGUUCUUUUUUUGUAUUGGAUUUUAAUUAUCUGAAAGACUCUUUUCGCAAUUUAAUCCUGUGCUCUAUACUUUUAUAUCGAGAAGACUGAAGUGCCCCAUAGGAACAUUCUGGAUGAAUGCUAUCUAUAUAUUCCAUGCAGAUAAUACUUUGAUGAGAAAUUAGUAUUUCUAAACAGCAGUUUCUCUUUCAAA